CCGCUCACACUUCCCCAGGCUAUAAAAUCAAUUGAAGCAGCCUUCUUGCUGUUGUGCACCAUUCCUUCCACGAAUUCCCUCUGAUUUUCUCUGAAAACAUGUAUGUGGUGAAGAGAGAUGGGCGUCAAGAGACUGUGCAUUUCGAUAAGAUCACUGCUCGAUUGAAGAAACUCAGUUAUGGACUUAGCAUUGAACACUGUGAUCCAGUGCUUGUUUCCCAGAAGGUGUGUGCUGGUGUUUACAAGGGAGUUACCACAAGCCAGCUUGAUGAACUUGCCGCGGAAACCGCCGCUGCCAUGACUGCUAACCAUCCCGACUAUGCUUCCUUGGCUGCAAGGAUUGUUGUCUCGAAUUUGCACAAGAACACCAAGAAAUCAUUUUCUGAAACAAUCAAAGAAAUGUAUGCACAUGUCAGCGAGAGAUCUGGUCAGAAAGCCCCCCUUAUAGCAGAUGAUGUUUAUGAAAUCAUCAUGAAGCAUGCUACUAGGUUGGACAGCGAGAUUAUAUAUGACCGGGACUUUGACUAUGAUUAUUUUGGUUUUAAAACCCUUGAGAGAUCUUAUCUUUUGAAGAUCCAAGGGAAAGUUGUUGAAAGGCCUCAGCAUAUGCUGAUGAGGGUUGCGGUUGGGAUUCAUAAGGAUAACAUUGAUUCUGUAAUCAGGACUUAUCAUUUGAUGUCACAAAGGUGGUUCACUCAUGCUUCUCCCACUCUCUUCAAUGCUGGAACACCAAGGCCCCAAUUGAGUAGCUGCUUUCUGAUAUGCAUGAAAGAUGAUAGCAUUGAGGGAAUAUAUGACACUUUGAAGGAAUGUGCUGUUAUCAGCAAAUCAGCAGGAGGAAUUGGUGUCUCUGUUCAUAAUAUCCGUUCAACUGGAAGUUACAUACGUGGAACAAAUGGUACAUCCAAUGGCAUUGUUCCAAUGUUGCGUGUCUUCAAUGAUACUGCCCGUUAUGUUGACCAAGGAGGUGGCAAGAGAAAGGGUGCGUUUGCUGUUUAUUUGGAGCCAUGGCAUGCUGAUAUCUUUGAGUUUCUUGAUUUGAGGAAGAACCAUGGAACGGAAGAGCAGCGGGCUCGGGAUUUGUUUUAUGCUCUUUGGGUACCUGAUCUCUUUAUGAAGAGAGUCCAGAGUAAUGGCACUUGGUCUCUGUUUUGUCCAAAUGAGGCUCCAGGUUUGGGUGAUUGUUGGGGUGAGGAGUUUGAGCGCCUCUAUACCCAAUAUGAAAGACAGGGGAAAGCUAAGAAAGUGGUCCAGGCACAGGCUCUUUGGUUUGAAGUUCUGACGGCUCAGAUAGAAACUGGGACCCCUUUUAUGCUCUUCAAGGACUCCUGUAAUAGAAAAAGCAACCAGCAGAAUCUUGGUACCAUCAAGUCUUCAAACCUGUGUACCGAGAUUAUUCAGUACACAAGUCCAACAGAAACUGCUGUAUGUAAUCUGGCAUCCAUUGCGUUACCCCGAUAUGUGCGAGAGAAGGGGAUUCCAGCAGAAUCUCAACCAUCAAAGCUUGUUGGUAGCAGAGGUUCUGGCAACCGCUACUUUGAUUUUGACAAACUAGCUGAGAUCACAUCAAUCGUUACCAGAAAUCUCAACAACAUUAUAGAUGUAAACUAUUAUCCAGUUGAAACUGCAAAAAGGUCAAAUUUACAGCACAGGCCAAUUGGUAUUGGGGUCCAGGGUCUUGCAGAUGCUUUCAUAUUGCUUGGCAUGCCAUUUGAUUCACCAGAGGCUCAACAGUUGAACAAAGACAUAUUCGAGACAAUAUAUUACCAUGCUCUGAAAGCUUCAUCUGAGUUAGCCGAAAAAGAAGGCACUUAUGAAACAUACAAUGGCAGUCCUGUUAGUAAGGGAAUUCUCCAACCAGAUAUGUGGGGGGUAACUCCUUCGGAUAUGUGGGACUGGAAUGCUCUCCGUUCAAUGAUAGCCAAAAAUGGAGUACGGAAUUCACUACUUGUUGCUCCCAUGCCAACUGCUUCAACAAGCCAAAUUCUUGGAAAUAAUGAGUGUUUCGAGCCAUACACAUCCAAUAUGUACAGUCGCAGAGUUUUAAGUGGCGAGUUUGUGGUGGUGAACAAGCAUUUGUUGCAUGACUUAACUGAGAUGGGCCUUUGGUCUCCCACUGUUAAGAAUCAGAUUGUCAUUGAGAAUGGUUCUGUUCAGAAAAUUUCUGAAAUUCCCCAAGAUCUGAAAGCUAUUUACAAAACUGUGUGGGAGAUCAAACAAAAGACGUUGGUUGAUAUGGCUGUGGAUCGUGGAUGCUACAUAGACCAGAGUCAAAGUCUAAACGUACAUAUGGAUCAACCCAACUUUGGCAAGCUUACUUCGUUGCACUUUCAUGCUUGGUCCAAGGGGCUUAAAACAGGGAUGUACUAUUUGCGAUCACGUGCUGCAGCUGAUGCAAUCAAAUUCACUGUUGAUACUUCCAUUCUCAAGGAAAAACCAAAGAUAGCAGCGAGCGAAGAAGAUGAUAACACCAAAAUGUCACAGAUGGUGUGUUCGUUGAUGAACCGUGACGAAUGUAUGGCUUGUGGAAGUUAGAUUAAUUAUACCUGAUUAAGAAUGGAAGGCUAGAUGGUGUUCAAUUGCGAUGAUACUUGUCUUGGUAGGUGGUUAGGAAGUAUGAUAUGUAUAUUGAUUUAACUUCAAACUUGGUUUAUGUAUGGGGUAUAAAUAUUAAAUGUUCUCUUUUACUUUG
Cynara cardunculus var. scolymus (artichoke) is the source of this 2691-nucleotide messenger RNA. Its product is annotated as ribonucleoside-diphosphate reductase large subunit. Gene Ontology annotation, biological process: DNA replication; deoxyribonucleotide biosynthetic process. Lineage: Eukaryota; Viridiplantae; Streptophyta; Magnoliopsida; Asterales; Asteraceae. Gene Ontology annotation, cellular component: ribonucleoside-diphosphate reductase complex. The transcript has 17 exons. Gene Ontology annotation, molecular function: ribonucleoside-diphosphate reductase activity, thioredoxin disulfide as acceptor; ATP binding. The record is from RefSeq and is a predicted model, not a curated record. Bases 99 to 2534 code for a protein of 811 amino acids.